AAUGCGUACUCGGUGGAGGAGGAGGACCCAGAGAACGUUCCAAGGAAGCGUGAGCGCUGGAUCGCUCAGGAAACGAGCCCGGAGGAGUACGAGGCCGAAGGUCAGAUGCAUCUCUGGAACCCGGACGAGCUGAGCACGCCGCGAGGAGCCGGCGUUCCUCUGUCCAGCUGUUUGGAGGAUAGACUGCGUGAAGCGUGCAGCGAGCUGGAGAUAGCUUGGGACGGAUGUGCUGACCAUAACGAUCUGCUCGCUCUUUGUGAACACCUGGGCCUGGAGAUUCAUGUGGACAUUCUCCAAAAUCUGACCGCAGACGGACUAAUGAAUGUUCACCAGUUUGUUUCCAUGGUAACAAACCAAAACAAACCUCCAACGCCGUCCGCCUCCACGCCCUACAGACAACUGAAACGACACCACUCCACUCAGCCCUUCGAUGAAGGAGGUCGUAGAAUAGCGACUCCUUCGGCUCUGAGCAGCACCAUCGGCAUGCGCCUGUUCUCCACACUCGAUGACGGCUCUGGUUUCACUGCGGUCGAGGAGGUCCUGGACGCCUGGAUGGAGGAGGGAAUAGAAAACAGCGCUGAGAUCCUGCAGGCUCUGAAUUUCAGCCUCAAUGAAAAACUGAGUCUUAGUGACCUCACCAUGGCACUAGAGAACGAGCUGCUCGUCACCAAGAAUGGGAUCCACCAGGCGGCGCUGGCGAGCUUCAAAGCUGAGAUCAGAUAUUUGCUAGAGCAAGUUGACAGAGAGCUCAGGGAGAAGGAGAAAAUCCGAUCUGACCUUGAGAAAGCUGAGAAACAGAAAACUCAGCUGGCCACUGAGGUGGAUGAGCAUCACUCUGCCAUCGAGCACAUGAACAACCUCAAUCUCAGGAAGCUGGAGCAGGAGCACAGAGAGAAGCUGGCAGCCGUCCGGUCGGAGCUGACCAAAGAGAUGGACCUGAUGCAGCAGCAGGCUGGCCUGCAGCGCGAGGAGCUGGAGGCGGAGGUGGAGAAGAUCAAAGAGGAUGAAUGUUUUCUCAGAGACCACCUGUCCAUCUCUGUCAAGGAGAACAGACGUCUGGAGAUGGAGCUGCUGGACAGCACCGACAAACUUGAGGAGGCUCAGAUCCAGAUCAGCAAACUGCAGAGCAGUUUGGACAACAUUAUAAAAGAGAGGUUUGGAGACUUGGACCUUGGCAGUGCAGACCUCUUCCUGCAGGAGGAACGUAUUAAACAGCUCCGCAGCAGCUACGAGGCUCAGUGCAGGGAGCUGCAGGAUCGAAUCGACGAGCUGCAGUCAGAGCUGCAGGAGUUUCACGGCCUCGGACGAGUUCUGCAGCCCGGACAAAAAAGUCUCUGUGAGGAGCUGGAGACCAAGAGCCCGGGCAUGGAGUCUGAUCCAGGAAUCGGCUCAGAGGACGUUCAGACGUUCAGCAUGAGCCUGGAGGCAGAGAUGAUGUUGGAGCAGCUGAAGGAGCAGCACCUUCAGGAGAUGGAGGAUUUAAGAAAGCAGCUGGAGAGGAAGAUCAGUGAGUUUGAUCAGAUGGUAGAGAAGCAGAGGGCCACACACGACGAGCAGAAGGCCGCCUUAGCGCUGCAGCACCAGCAGGAGGUCCAGGCUCUGAGGGAGGAGACGGAUCGUUUUCAGGUCCAGACUCAGGAGCUCCAGAGCCGGCUGCAGGAGGCUCAUCAGGAGCGGACGCAGGCCGAGGAGAGGAAGGAGCUUGAGGACCUGCAGGAGGUGAAACGUCUCAGACAACAGCUGCUGGAGACACACACUCACAGCGCUCACCUGGAGGAGCGGCUGAAGACUCUAGAAGAUCAGCAGGAGCAGAGCAUGGAGGAGCUGAGGAGACAGCAUGCUGAGGAGAUCAGGAGACUGGAGGAGGAGCAUGUGGAGAUCUGUGAAGACAGACUGAGAGAGGAGAGACAGAAAGUACAGGGAGAGAAGGCAGAGUUAGAGAAAAGACUGUUAGAGGAUUAUCAGACAGAGAAGAAGCUGCUGCAGCAGAGCCAAGAGGAGGAGCUGAAGAUCAGAGGAGAGGAGGUGAAGAGGAGAUGUGAGGAGAAGUGUGAGGAGGUAGUGCAGAGCCUGACGGAGAAGUGGCACAGAGAGAAGGCUCAGUUAGACGAGCACAACAACGAGGCUCUGCAGCUGCUGUUAGAGGAGGAGAUGUUGAGGCUGGUCAGGGAGCAGGAGGAGAAGGAGGCCACGCUCAGGGAGCAGCUGGAGGAGCGCCAUGAGGAGGCUCUGCUGAGAGAGAGAGGGAGGGUACAGGUGAGGGAGGAGCAGCUGGAGGAGGAGAGGGAGCAGCUGGAGAGAGAGAAGGAGAAGGAGGAGAAGAGGCUGCAGGUGUUGAUUUCAGAGGAGAGGGCUCUUCUAGAGGAACGCCACCGAGAGGCCGUGAAGGAGCUGACGGCCAAUCACAGUGAGGAGAGGGAGGCCCUGAGCAGCACGCUGGACAAACUACGAGAAGACAUCGUCCACGAGAGAUCUGAGACCAGCCGCCUGGCUGAAGAAAACUUUGUCCUCAGGAAGAAGAUCACCACGCUGAAGGAAGAGGACCUGAAGGAGGCCCAGGGAGAGCUAAUACAAAAGUUGGAGCACUUAAAGAAAGGGAAGAUGUCAGCUCAGAGGGUGGCAGAGAACCUUAAGAAACAGAUCAGCGAGCUGCGUCUGCAGAGCCAGCAGCUGGAGGACGAGAACGGGAUGCUGUCCGAGAAAAACGCCCAAAACAUUGUGGACAUGGAGACUCUCCGACAGCAGCUGGCUGAGCUGAUAAAGGACGAGGACCAGAACAAGCUGACAGCGUGUGUGUCUGCUCUGGAGGCUGAGCUGACCGCAGCUCUGGAGGAUGCUGCAAAGCUUGAGGAGAGAAAUGUCCAGCUGUCAGAGCAGCUUUCUGAGCUCAGAGAGAAGAACCAUGUUUUGGAGAUGAGCCUGCACUCAAGCAGCCUCCAGAACACAAAGCUGUACAGAGAGGAGGUGUGUGGUCUGAUGGAGCAGGACCAGCUGCUGCUGAGGAGGGAGAACGAGCGGCUUCAGGUCGAAGUUCACGACAUCAGAGGAGACCUGCUGCAAUCCAGAGAAAAGAUCCAUCAGCUCGAUGCCACCAUCUCGUCCCUGAAGCAGAACCGACAGCAGAGCCAAUCGUCUGCGCUUCAGACCGCCUUGGAGCAGGAGAACGCCACUCUGAGGCGGGAGCUGGAGGCUCAGCGGGAGCUCAACAAGGGCUGUGAGGCGUCUCGGGGUCAUGCAGACGUGGAAAGUCUUCAACAGGAGAACGAGGCGCUCCGAGCUCAAAUGACUCGAAUGUCUUCACAGCUGAUGGAGUCGUUUCAGGCUCAGUUGGUGGGACUUCUACCUCCGUCUCCUCACAGGAUCCCCAGGGGGCAGCAUCGAGCUGAAGAUCCAGACAACCAGCAGGAUGAGAGGGAGACCAAGAUGAAGAACAUGGAGGAGCGCAUGAGGGAAGUCGAGCUGUCGCUGCGAAACGUCAAACUGCUGCUCAGAGAGAAGGUCUUUCAGCUCCGAGACCAGCUGCAUAAGAAUGGUAAAGCUGACGUGCUGAUCACAGACCUGUACAUGGAGAAUGCUCAGCUGCUCAAAGCUCUGGAGAAAACAGAAAAGCGACAGAAGAUCUCCGAGAAGAAGAACUAUCUGCUGGAGGAGAAGAUCUGCAGCCUGAACCGGAUCGUACGAGACCUGAACCCUGCUCCCUCACUGCCGUAUCAUUUCUGACAGAAAAACAAGAACGUUAAUGCCGUGUCUCCUUUUUAAUAACUCCACCAUAACUCUGUGGACUAAACACUGCAGUGUUUCAUUUUAAAGAUUUAUUUUGGGGCAUUUGGGGACCUGCAGGACUACAGCCUCCACACAUGGGUCGCCCGUCUCGAGGACUACAGCCUCCAGACAUGGGUCGCCCGUCUGGAGGACUACAGCCUCCGGAAUUUGAAGACAGCCAAUGUUGGGUCAUGUAUAGUUUUUAACCAAAAUCCGUCUGAUUGCACGAAAACAUUGGCAACGUUUGGAUCGUUGGAUGCACAAAUCUAAACAAUUCUAUCGAUCAUUAAAAUCACAAACCAUCAUUUUUAAACAAUUCGCCAACCCUACAUGCACUUUAUAGAGAAUGACCCGUUUUUUUUAUGAAUGAAGGACAGUCAGCUGCUCUAACGGGACGACGGACCCGUGUUUCUGUUUCACAAUAAAAUUAAUUUAAUAUUUGA
This is a messenger RNA of Labrus bergylta (ballan wrasse), 4205 nucleotides long. Lineage: Eukaryota; Metazoa; Chordata; Actinopteri; Labriformes; Labridae. The record is from RefSeq and is a predicted model, not a curated record.